Purpureocillium lilacinum is the source of this 384-nucleotide messenger RNA. The record is from RefSeq and is a predicted model, not a curated record. NCBI's taxonomy places the organism in Eukaryota, Fungi, Ascomycota, Sordariomycetes, Hypocreales, Ophiocordycipitaceae.
AUGAACAACUCUGCUCUGGAUGACUGGGAGCCAUUGCCCAUGAUGGCCGGCAAACACGAGGCCAUACGCGACUGCCACUGGGGAAAACCGGCUCCUUUCCCUCCCAAGCUGGCAGGGGACCUUGGCACAGACGAGGCGGAAGCGGGACACAGUCGGAUUAUGGAGACCGCUCAGCCGGGUGGUGCACAUGCACAUACCAUCUUCCCCGAGGUACCAGGGGCACGGAACCAUGUCCCCAAUAUAUCUGGCGAGCUGCCCUUCAUGCUGGGUCGAUACCUGAAGGAAACCCGAUCCGACGAGAUUCCUCUAGGGGAGAAGAUCUAUCGAGACUACGCCCGCGCUGAACAGCAACUCGCCGCAACGGAUCAUUUCCGGCGACAGUGA